This is a messenger RNA of Trypanosoma theileri, 570 nucleotides long. RefSeq lists its product as uncharacterized. The transcript has a single exon. NCBI's taxonomy places the organism in Eukaryota, Euglenozoa, Kinetoplastea, Trypanosomatida, Trypanosomatidae. Bases 1 to 570 code for a protein of 189 amino acids. The record is from RefSeq and is a predicted model, not a curated record.
AUGCUGAGAAAGUUUUCUUUUCUGAAAUCUAAUGCUCUUCACAAUCCAUCUCCAUUUGUAGACGGUGCUUUGCAACUUAUAAAACUGCAUUUGGCACAUAAAAACGCCGCAAUGGAAGGUGAUAAAAAGGCAUGCCACGCUAUUGAGAGUGAGUUCCUACGAGAAGUUGAGGCAUUUCGACCUUCUUUUACAAUGUCUUCCUCAUUGUCAGUAGCAAAACUUUACACUAAAAAAUUACAUGGUGCUUUGUCGUAUUUCCAACUUCACGAUGAUCCCCUUAUGCGGCAACUAGAUCUUAUUAUUGGGAAACAAAGUAUGCGGCAAAGCACGAAUCGUCAUGCUGGUGUUUUCAAAACUCCUGCCUCUACACAAAUGACUUUACUCUCUUCUCUAGAAGAGAGAGAAGAAACUGUUCUGCCGACGGAACUACCACACCCGCCCAAACCAGACCCGUUUGAGCCACUUCGUGAAGGUGCACUCAAAGUGCCAGCACGUCACCGUGGACAUUGGGUACUACGAGAUCCUGGUAUUGCAAUCACACGUGAAGAGCGGAAAAGCGAUCCUUGGUAA